Echinostoma caproni is the source of this 258-nucleotide messenger RNA. The record is from the annotation of a GenBank genome assembly. NCBI's taxonomy places the organism in Eukaryota, Metazoa, Platyhelminthes, Trematoda, Plagiorchiida, Echinostomatidae.
AUGGGCGGUUUCGAGAACUUAGGUUGGACAGACGUCAUAGGUAGUUCUGACAGUGAUGAUCGGAAUGCACUGUUGGUCAAGCUUUGGGAAUAUUUCUCCACAGCAGCCGCGGGCGUCUGCCAAUUAUACCGAGGCAAGGUCGAUAAAUGUGCAGAUUUCCGCUGUCUCAUCGAGGCCCUGCAACCCAUGGAUCAGUUUUUCAAGGGUGAGCGCCAGUUUCUCCCAGAUCUUGAAGCUGUUAAAUAUGCCGCGGCUUAA